AGGAGAUUCUCCGAUGGCGACCCAUUGGCCAGUGUCAGAGUCUUUGGCUCCUUGCUGGGCGACGGGCACUGGGAGACGUGCGCCGCCUGCUUAAACGCCUGGCAGAACUGGUUUCGCCGCGUCAAGUUUGAGAGGAAUCGCCAAAGCAUGCGAGCUGCAUUGGUCUGGAACGAUCCAGGACGCGCCAGCGCGGUGAUCCGAGCUCGAGAGACCUUGGCCAAGAGCGAUCAGGUCACUUGGCUCAGUGUCCAGCUGAAAGUCAAUGAGGAUGAGAAGGUGCAGUCGAAGUUGACUUCGCCUCCUAAACUCCGACGGGAGAGUGGCAACAUCUUCUCCGCCUUGGUGCAGGAGCUCCGAGAGCAGCUGGUGGAGCAGUUGAGACAUCACAUCGCCCUGGUGAACGACGCCGAGUGGGGCGUGGUGCAGCGGUGGAUCAUCAAAGAGAAGACCAAGGAUGUGAGGAAGGCAGAAGCGAGGGAUGAGGCUGCCGCGUGGCAGUUGGAAUGCGCCAAGCGCAAGUUGCAACAAUCGCCGGCCUUGGCCGCUCUCUUUCAACAGCUCUACAUUACCAGCUUGGCCUUGAGUGUCGAGAAGACCGCCACCACCUUAGCCCAGAUGUUCGCGGACACCUCCCACUUGAUGAUCCGCAUCAUGGCUAUGCCUGUGGCAGAUGAUGCCACAGGUGAAGCCAAGCUGGCCACCAGUCCCAACCAUUCGGAUGUCCAGGCCCAUCUCAACGCCUUGCUCGACGGCGUGGUGGCUGCCGCCGGGCGCGCGCCCAUUGUGUGGCAGCCUGGCAGACCUAGUGAUGAGGUGGUUGUGGAAGACAUGAUUGCGGAGAUCAUGGAACAGCGAGAGAAGGAGGAUAAAUAUGCCUCCGCGGCGUUGCAACGAUCCUUGGCGAAAAGCCCCAGCUACCGCGCGGCAGUCAGCGACUUGGAUGCUCAGUUGCGGCGUAGCUUUCAUCUCGUGGAGCGGAGGUUGCAGGCGGUUCAGCGGCAACUGGAUCCCAUGCUCUUGGGGCAGUCCGCCAUACUGAGCAGGCUCUAUCUGGACCGCCAAGGCCUCUUCCAGCAGAUCCAAUCAGUGGCCGUCCCUUUGGAGGGCGACGCUGCCACAGGGCACGUGCCUGCGGAGUGUCAACGAGACUUCACGCCUUUAAACUCUCCGUUCCUCGCGGAUUUCACCAUGUUUUGGCUCUCCAGGCCGCAACAGAUGGCACGACAACAGCUGCCUGAGAAGAUCUCAGUGCUUUUGAUGAACCUCUUCUACUCCUUGGCGAAGGUCAUUGUGAGCUCCAAAGUCAACUUGCAAGUGGCUCCCCUGCCGCCAGACUUGGCCGCCUGUUUGUCGCCGGAUGCCUAUGGCCGCAGGGCAGACUCGGCCUUGGCCACGAUCAUCGCCGAGGCGGUGGAGGGCCGCAGCGCGGGCUGCGCGGCGCUCCAUACGGCCUUGGCCUUGUUGGUGGAUGGCUCCGGCAGCUUCUUGGAGCUGUUGCGACCGCAGCAGCUGCUUCGGCCGGAGCUCUUUCUGCGCACGGUUCAGGGGACACAGUACGAGUUGAGUUUGGUAGAGGGUCUUUGCGAAUGGCUAGCCGAUCUCCAACGUGUGUGCGAGCAGUGGGAGCAAGUGGUGCAGAACAUGAGGGCCUUGUCCCAGUGCGGUCCUUUCGCCUUGGACGUGAGGUAUUUCUCCUUCAUCGCCGAGCAAACCAGCCCAGCGUUGUUGAGCCUCUCCGUCUAUGCCACCAACAUCUAUGGUGUGAACUGUGGGAGGCGCCUAUGGAAGGACAUCUACGAGUUGGUGCUUCGCGUGCAAAAGCCCGUGGAGACCUUCGAAGACAUGGUCAGUGAGCUGGAGUUGCUGAGCAAUGUCUACGAGAACAUCAACGUGUUCCGCAGCGAGCGACAGCAAUUGACGCCGCUCAUCGCCGCCUUGGCGUCCGUGACGCGGAGCCACCUCUUCACCCAGCGCUUGCCCGACGUGCGCGCAGGCCGAAGCAUCUCGGUGGAAGAGAUGCCGGAGCGCUUCAUGUUAGGCUUCCAGGAGCAAGCAGAGCACGACGAGAAACCGUCCGAAGAGAGCGAAGAAGCCCAGAGCGACGCUCAAGCGGCGCGCCGGGAGCAGGGACGUGCACACGGUGUGGGGCAUGCCUAUGGCGGCUUGUCCACAGGGACCAUGCAGUUCCUUUGUUUGAAGACGGACGAUGUCUUCCAGGAGUUGCAAGAGAGCUUGGACCAGGUCCUCCGGACCUUACCUGCGCGCUCAGGGCCAUUUCAGGAGAUGGUGCGAGAGGAGUCCUUGGCAGUGGCGGAGGCAGCAGCGGCCACGCGACAAGAGCUGGAGGAGCAGCUCGCUCCCAGCGGUGCGCUGGCCAUCGAUGCACGCUGUAGCCUCACGCGCGUAGGUGCCAACGAUAUGGGCGCAGAGGACAAGGAACAGCAAAACUCCCAUCGGACGACCAAGGAGGCGAAGUCGUCCUCGCUCCAGCUCACAGCAGGUGGCCUUUCCUCCUUCCAUGAUGUGGAUUCUGCACUGGCGGGCUUCGAACAGCGCUAUCGACAGUUGGAUAGUCGGAACCAGUUGAUGAACCGCUUCCAUUUUUUAUCCAAGAGCGACCCCUCCACAGAGCCCAGGCCUGCGAAUCAGCGCAUGGAUGAGCUGCGCAACAAGCUACAAGAGCUGCGAGUCUUCUGGAAAGCGGCACAGGAAUGGGAUAAGGAAGUGGAGAAACGCCUGCGCCAGUCGCCGGUGUUGGUUUGCAUUGCAGAUUUGCAGCGACAGGCACACUUCACGCUUCGAGCUGUGAGCCAAUGUCCCAAGGACCACCAGCGACUACUGAGACAAAGGAUCAACGCAUUUCGACAAGUCUUUCGGCAGCUCUUCAUGGUGCAAUCCAUCAUGUGCCUGAACGCCAAGGGCGACAUGUCGGAACGCGAGGGGCGGAAGGUGCCCCUGGUGCCCUACAGUCCACCACAAGCGCAUGUUUGGAGCAACCUCUUCGACACCCCAGUGAACAUCAAACCGCGUGACUUUUCGGCGAACUGCUUCGGCUUCGAAGAAAACCAUCAGAAAGGCGGCGAUGCCUCAGGUGACGCACCCGGCUUCGAUCCCAACGACACCAUGACCAGCCUCGGGAGGCUCCUUAGAGCUGGCGUCCUGGAUAACCAUGCCAAAGUGGCCAGACAGUAUGCGUUAGCCAGCCGCGAAAGCCAUGAGAUGCGAAAUUUACUUUGCAACGUGAUUGCUUGGGCACAAGAGAGGCUGCCCAUCUCCACAAAGGGCACAGGCCCAGUGGUGCCAGCAGCGGUACUGGCAGAGCAGUUGGACUCCCAAGCACGGCAGCUGGAAACGGCAUUGCAUCGCUCCAGGCCCUACCCGCAGCUCUUCAACCGGCAAGAUGGAGAGAUCGCUUCCGAGCAGAAUCCACCAUCGGGGGACGUCUUCUUCUUGGGCGGCUUCUACAAGAACUUGGCAGAAAGUUGGCUACGACGCUUGCGACUCAUGCGUCGAAACCUGGGAGCCUUCAUGGAAUGUCAACAGAUGUGGCUGAAGCUGUCGCCAUUGUUGAAGAGUCAAAAUGUCCCACAGAGCAGCUUCAAAGAGCUACAGAAAGCUGAUCAAAUCUUCCAGUCUUUGGCGCAGAGCAUGGCGGCGAAUCCCGAGACCCGUGCCUGCCUCGAGGGUGUGCUCGGCUCAGCGGACGGCUUGGCGACGGAGGCCUGCAAGUACUUCAUGGAUGCCUAUGGUGUGAUCCGGCAAGACCUUCAGGACUUGCGCAGUCGCUGCUUUCGGCUCUUCUUCUUGGAGGACGAGGUCCUCUUUGAGUUGUGGGGCAGCUCUGCCAACACUGAGACACAGCAGCAGAUUGUGAGUCGUUGCUUGCCGCAGCUCUUCCCUGGUUGGGGCACAGCGAUCUUCGCACAGCAGCUGGACUCGGCAGGCUCCCAUCGUUCGGCGUCCAAACGAUCGCAGUCCAAGAAGGGCACGGUCGAGAUCAAGAGUGACUUGGUGAUUACGGCAGUUCAGCCCACUGGUCCUGCUCUUCAGUUGCUGGAGCCAGUUCCGCUUCAUUUGCCGGUGCAGGAGUGGCUUCCAACCUUGGAGAAGGCCGUGGCCAAAUCCUUUGCAUCGCUCCUGUGGGAGGUCUCACAGGUCUCGGGGCUUCAGGAGAUGGAGACCUGGAGGGAGAAGGGAAGCCUGGAGCCAAGCCCAGCACAGUCGAUGCCCGAGCACGUGGCGGUGACCGCGGAACGCAUCCGUUGGACCUCGAUGGUGGAUGGGGCCAGUCUGCCAGAUGGCAUGGACUUCUUAAGCUCUUACGUGGAGCAUCGCGUCCGAGAGGAGGUGGCGCGCAACACCGCGGUCUCCAAGGACGCAUGCGCAGGCGCGGCGUUGAUGUUGACGUUGGAGCUGCGGGAGCUGCUCGCCAGCGCUAAAGAGCAACGACAGGAGGCCCAGCAAUUGAAGUUUCUGCGGAUGGCCUGGAGAUCUUCCGAAAGUUUGGCAGUAGAGUUGAAGCCUUUGAUCUUGGAGUUUGCUUGGGAGCUUUAUGGAGGAGACGAGCUGAUUUGCCCUCCGACGGAGCGGUGCUACGUGGAGUUGGCGCAACAGUUGGCGCGCGAUGGAGGUUUGACCUGUCCAGUGCUACAGAGUCACCUUGGAAGCACUGUGACCCGAGCCUUUGCGGCCUGCUGCGGCAUUGCCUGUCACCAGUGUUUCAUCCUGGAGCCGAGCCACGUGCGCUUCUGCACCGGCGCCGGCCUUCUGGGCCAUUGGGUGAUUCUGCAUGGCAUUCAAGAGUUGGAGCAGACCUCCCGAGAGGCUUGCCUGAAGUUUCUCUCCAAGUUCUUUCAGCAGCUUUCACAAUCCUUGGAGUUCUUCCGCGACAAGAUGAUCGACGAUCCACGCUUGACCGACCUGUCGUCCAAUCUACGCUUCGCCAAGCUGCCAGUGGGAUCCAUGAAGGUGCAUGGCGUGCCAAUGAUCUUCGAGAAAUCCAAGUUACUGAGGAGAGAUCGAGGACGCUCAAGAAGUUGCUGUCAGUUCGAGGUGGAGCGCUUGGAGGCUGAGCUGCCAGUGGCACGGUCCCAGUCCUGUCCGGCGAGGCAGCGUACUCAAAGCACGAGCUCCUUGGACUUCGAGGUCAAGGCGGAGAUCUUCGGUGGCAUUCCCAGGACGAUGCAUCCGGCGGUGGCUCUCUUUGUGGCGCCCCCCGCGGUGGGAGAAACCACCACGUCCUGGUGCGUCUUGCGGAACCUCUCCUUCCCACCGGCCGAUCUUACGCUCUACAUUCACGCCGGCUUGAUCCGCAUCGGCAUUUUGGACAUGGACGCGGCUCGAAUGCUGACCGGGGCCGUGUCGGCCUUCAACACCUUCAGCGAAGCCUCCAAGUCCACCGGGCGCAAAGGCCGACAUCCCCACAUCGGCCCCGGCGAGAUCCGCUCCAUUUGCGCCUUUGCCGCCUCGCUGCGAAGAGCGCACAAGAGUCAAGACGUGGAACGUGGGACGAAAGAGCUUGAUGAGCAGAUCCUGUGCGAAGCAUGGCUGUGUGCCAUCGGCACGCAGCUGGAUGCAGGUCCUGAACGAGAGAUGCUUUGGCGCUGCACGGUGAUGAGCUUCAGCCGAUCCGCGCAUUUCGAAGUGCACCAGCAAGCCUUUCGGCAGAAUCUCUUCAAUGACACGCUGAUGGCACAACGUGUGGCCAAGAAAGACCUCUCCACGCGCUUUUACAUCCGGAUUGCUGACACGCUUCGUCAGAAGUUCUCCUUCGACUUCUACAAUCCCAUGGUGGUCCAGAAAUGCAUCGCCACCACCCAAGCGCUCUUGAACGAUCGGGACGUGGCCGUGGUGGGAGAAGCUGGCGCAGGCAAAACCGAUUGCAUCAUGACCAUGUUGGAGGCGGCUGAAGACUUCCCCGAUGACCUGGGACAGCCCUUGUUUCCCAAGGUGAAACUCAUGCGUAUCAACACCUUGGCUCACGACGUGGAAGACGCCCUACUGGUGGUGUCGCGCGCGGCGGCGGAGGCCCAGCGGAAGAGGAGAACUGAAGAGCAAGACGAGAAGUCGCGAGAAGACAUUUGGUUGACCUUGGAUGGCCCGAUGAACCCUGAGUUGUUUGAGUCGGUGGCCGGGGCAAUGCCGCUCAGCAUCAUGGGUCAGAACAAGCCCUACCUGCCCAAGACCCGCGCAUAUCGGAUCAUUGUUGAGACGGACUACCUGGCACGGCUCUCGCCAGCAACGGCCUCGAGUCUGGCGGUGACCUACAUCGAUACCGAAAGGGGACCCACCUGGAAGGAUCGGGCCAUGGCCUGGGUCCACAGGUUUGUGCUGACUUGCCCGGAGUAUGCCAAAUUUCUGGAGUUGACCAAGGAGCUACUGAUGCACCUCAUGGACAGCAUUUUGGCCUUCGUGCUCUACUACUUUCACUUCAACCCCUCCGAGAUCUCUGCGGCAGCCACCGAAGGUGAGGCCUUGGACUAUCGACAUCAGCAGACCACGUGCUUUUUGUCCUGCUUCACCUCCUUGCUGGUGGAUCCUGUGGUGGAGAAGCAGUUGCUGGCUGCCACUGAGGAAGGUCAGGAAGCCUUGGAACGAGAGGUGCGGUUGCUCAUCGGGAUGUCUUCCAUCAGCGCUUUCGGCGCCUCCUUAUUCACCUAUCAAAGGCCACGCUUUGAGAAGUACAUUCGAGAGAACGUUCUGGAUCCAGUGCAUGCCAUCACUUUCCCUCCGCUCUACGACCUCUACCUGGACUCCCGCACGGGGCAAUUUCAGGCGGUGGGGAAGAUGGUCCACUUGACGGAGCCCAUUUUGGAAGCUCACAACAUUUGCGUCGCCACGGAAGAAUUUGUCGCCUUCCAGUUGCGGCUCCGUCGCUUGCUGGCGAUCAACGCUCCGGUGCUGCUGGCGGGCACCGCGGGCAGCGGGAAGUCCGCUCUACUGCGAUAUUUGCAUGGCUGCAAAUCUCCAUCCACUGCAGGGCUACUGCGGACGUGCCCGGAUCUGGGCCCUGAGGAGCUGCAACAAGCAUUGACACUUAACCUCUCCGAGCAGGGCAUCGCGGGUGUGUUGGCCCCUGGAAAUGAGAAGCGCCUGGUGGUCUUCAUCGACGAUCUUCAUCUCAGCUCCAUCGCAACAACUUCUUGGCGACUUCAAGCAGUGAGCUCACAGUACCGAGGGCCAGGAUCCAGCGGCCAGUCGCGCCUGGGGGAGUGGAUUCGCUUUGGGUUGGAGUCGCAAGGAUUCAAGCGGAUGGAAGACGGGCACUUCGUGGCCUUCCGAGAUGUGUCCUUCCUACCGUCGCUCCUGGCGCCGAACAGCCAGUCCUUGGAAGUCUGCAAGCGCUUCACACGACACUUCUUCUUGGCCUUCAUGGAGAUUCCAUCAGAAGCGAGUAUCCAGAAGAUCUUCUCCACCAUUCUCACGAUGAAUCUUACUGCAGGCAUUCCUGAGGAGGUGAUGCAGAACCUGACCCGAAACUUCUGGCCUAUGCGCCUGCAUCCAAAUGUGGAGAUCGACACACCGGGGCAAAAGCUGGCAGCACAGCUCCUGCAGGCGACCUUGGCGGUGUGGGCAGAGACUGACCUGGCCUCCAAGCAGCGUCUCCAUGGCAUGGCACGCGUGUUCUGGGACGUGGCACAUGCUUUCUCACGCGUGCCCAUCGAGGAGUUACAUUCCCAAGUGGAAGUGGGAUACCUUUGGGCCUUCGUCAUGCGAACCUCUGUUCUUGAUGCCUUGCUCCUGCCGGAAGCUGCCAGUCAUCGCCGACGCAUCUAUGGAGCAGUGGCACGAAGUUGUGCGGGACACUUCGGGCUCUUGCUGGGUGGGAAGGCCGGCCUGGAGGAUUCGGAUCUUCAAGCGCUGGAGUUGGACAGCUUGGCCUUCUCGGCGAUCUCCGAUGGUCAAGCCCAGGCCACCCUGCAGUUGGCCACCCCGGGAGUCCGGAGCCUGCGGCGGGUGAAUCUGGCCGAAGCUCGUGACGGCGUGCUGAAACGCAUUGGGAGCCAUGCCUAUGUUAGUCUGCGGGAAGAGCCUCCAGAGGAGAAGGUGACGCCCAGUCACACCUCUCAGGAGUCUGAUGAAGGCUUGGACUUUGAGGACUCGGAAGAGGAACGAGAGCAUCCGUCACGAGAAGGCGAAGGUGGAGAUAGCAAUGAGUUCAGCAUCGACAGGAAGUUCAAGAGCCAGACAGGGGAAGACACUGAACAGGCUGCUCCCGAUCCAGUCUCUUUGGCCAUGUGCAAGGAGCUUCUGACCAUUGACAACGAGGCAUCCUUGAUGUGGCUCUUGGAGGAGCAAACCUUGUGUAGCUUGCUGCGGAUGUGCCACAUCUUAACUUCCUAUCCCAUCACUUGCCUUGUGGGCGGAUGGACACAUUUGCCUUUGCUGGGCCUGGCUGGAAAGCUUCUCGCAGGGAGCUCCGGUGGCGAGCUGCACUUCUGCACUGGUGUGACGGCGGAGUCCCUGGAGCGGGAACUGCUGAAAACGCCGGUGGUGCUACAGCAGAGCCGUCGGAAGCCACAGAAGGUGAAGGCAGCACAAAAGAAGGUGGAGGGCGGUUUGCGCUUGCUGACCAUCAGCGAGGAGGACUUUCCCGCCUCUGCACCUGAGGCCUACCUGGAGCGCGAGCAGCGCCGCUUUUUCCGCCUCGGCGGCGGCGCCUUGGGCGACGAGCGCACACCGGUGUGCGCCAAGAACGGCGAGGUGGUCGAGGAAGAAGGACAGAAGAGAUUGGUGGUGAUCUGCCGUUCGCCGGCCUCGUUGCAAGAGCUCUACACGCGAUGCGGCUUCCUGCGGCAAACCUUAGUGGCAACCUUUCAUGUGCUGCCACCGUUGUCCUUGCAGCAGGUGGCCUUGGUGUACCUGGGCAACAAGCUCACCAGUCGGAUCGAUCUCAGUGCAUUGCCCAAGCCACAGAAGAAGCUGAUCAUGCACAAAAGCUUCUUCCGAGGAGUGCAAGGUGCCCGUGCCAGCAUCAAGAAGAGCACUGCCAAACCAACGACCACAGAUGAUGGACAGAUCUGGCAGCAACAGCUCUUCAUACCUCUUGCGAAGAUUGUCGAGUCCUUGCACCUGCGCAUUCGCGACGUCAUGGCGGUGGAGCUGGGCCGCGACGUGGCGCUGGAGUUCUGCUCGGCCAGUCGUUUCUCCAUCUUCGUGCAGUCCAUCGCACGCUUGGCCAUGCACCACCGUAGCGUGCAGAACCACCGUGGGACCAUGCACGAGUCUGUCCGGAAUCGACUGAAGAGCUUGGAGAAGUUCCUUCUGGAUCUGGAUACCAAGCUCCGGUCCAUGCACGUGUCCUUGAGGCUCUUAGCAGAAGAGUCCCGUCGCUUGCUCUCCAGAAGUGCUCGAGAGCACGAACUGCAGACGCAGGCGAAGCACUCCUUGGCCAAGGUCCGAGAGCGGAAACAUGUGGUCCAGUCACACAUCGCAGCAGUGGAUGCUAGGCAUGGAAAUGACUUGGAGAAGGCCUUGGGCAGAGCGAACAGCUCCUUGCGGCAGCUCAAGCAGCUCGAGAGGUCUCACUUUGAGUCGCUCGCGGAAUACCAACACCUCCCGGUGCCUUUGGUGCGUGCGCUGGGCGCGGCAAAAGCGGUCUUGCUGCACAUUUGCGAAGAGGAGACCGAGGAGCUGAACGUGCCCAUCUUCCGCCGCAUGGCCAUCCCGUCGCACGCGCAGAUGGCGGCCGUGGCGGCGGCCGGCGGGGCGGUGGGGACGCCGAAGGUUUCGAAGCCACCGACUCGCUCAGAGACCUUCGCAUGGGCCAAGCUGUUGGCAGAGCCCAAGAGUUUGGACUUCUUCAGUGCUUGGGAUGGGAAUCAACCACUGCCAGGUUGGCUUGCAGAGGUCUUGCAGCGCUUCCUCAUCAGCCCCGAUUGUCAUUCCUCCAACUUGUGGUCCAUGAGCCCAGCUGCUUCACGCCUCUCACAGUGGCUCCAUGCGCGCUUGGAGUGCCAUCGUGUCUUGAUGAGAAUGGAAGAUGAUCGUCAGAGCAUGGGAGACCUCUCCACUCAGCUACAAGAGGUCACCGUGGCGGUGGCCACCGCCGAGGCGGAACUCCAACGGGCCGCCAAGACGCUGGAGCGCCUGGAGGCUGCGCAUGCAGAGACAGUGCAGCAGCGACAAGUCCUCCUGCGAUCUGAAGCAGUGCUGCAGCGGCAGAGCGCACGGGCUACGCGUGUACUGGAGAUUGCCGCUCCCCGAAGGCGUGAGUGCGAGGUGGUGGUACCGUUGCUGCGCGAAGCGGAGGAGUCGCCGGAGCAAUGGGGUGCCAUUCUGACCAUUGGAGUCUUGAGUUGCUAUGGAGCCUCCUUCAGUCAUCAUCUACGACAAGCCAUCAUGAAGGAAUUGCACCAGGUCUUGCAGGAGGGUGGCGUGCCAACACCAUCCAACCUCUUCACCAGUGCAGAGCUGGGGAACUUCUUCCCGCAGAGCUUCGUGCGGAAAGCCGUCCAAGCGUGGCCUAGCAGCCAACAACUGCAGGGUGCGGUGGCCAUGGAAGCGUCCGGAAGCCUGUGUACCUUGAUGUUGGACCCCUUUGGUAGCGCACUGGAAUGGCUCAAGGAGCUGCAUACGCAGCGGAACCCAGUGGCCUCGGGCGGUGGAGACCGUACUGAAUUCGACAAGCACUUGCAGAGGCUCAUGGAGUCGCGAGGCAUCGCGCAGGAGCAUGGCGAUGGCGACGUGUUGGACGACUCCGAGAACGAAUGGGAAGAUGUUCCACAAGCGAAGGCCACCGACCAGGACUGUGUCCAGCCGUUGCUGUGCAGCGGCAGUGAGACACCAGAGGCGCUCACGAGCAAGUUGCAGCACUGCAUGUUGGAGGGAUCUAUCAUGAUCAUCGAGCUGGACGAUUUGUCCAACCUUCGCGGCUUUGUUGGAACCCUGUUGGUGCUCCUCUCAGGCUCCAACGCCCCCAGCGUGCGUUUGACCACGGAGCGGCACUCGGUGCUCUUCCACCUGAGCCAACGCUUCACAAGGGCCUUGGCCAUCAACGCAGGCGACGCGUCCACACACUCGGUGGAGUGCAUGGAAUCGGAGGAGUUGAGAGUUCGGGUCUUCAGCAUGCUACAGCGGCUAGAAGCGGCAUUGCCUAUGGUCCACUACCGGUUCCAUCUCUACGUCAUGGCGCCCCGAUGCCCGUGGAGCCGAUCCUUGUGGGGCCCAGCGAAGAUCAAGCAGGCGGAACAGCUGAUGCGUGUGCCAAGCGCCAUUUGGUCCACCUGCUCCAUUAUCUCGAUGGAUCCCUUGCCAGCUCAUCCGGCGCAAGCCUUCUUGCCCAGCUUCAUCUAUGCCAAGGAAGCGCCCAACGCUGCACGCAAGCGACAAGAUCAACAGCUGGUGUUGAUGGCACAGGAGACGCGGCUCUUGGUGAGCGAAGAAUUGAUCCUCCACUUGCUGGGUAAGAUGGAGAACUCUGACAUGCAAAGCGACAAGGUGGUUCGGCCCCUGCAGAAGUUCCACGCUUGCGCCUCGCGCCUCGCGCGCAGCGUCUCCAUGGGUCUUCAAGAACGACAGCAGCGGCGGAAGGCGGAGAAGAAGUUCCUCCCCUUAGCCUCCACCGUGGCCCUGCUGCAAGCGGCCUUGAUCGACAGCGAGCUGGCCACCGAGGCCGUGAAAGGACUCUUUACCCCGGUGGAUAUCACGAAAGAUCGCACGAAAGAUCUGGUAAGAGACGUCAACAAGGAGGUCGAUGGCUUUGCGAUGCGGCCAUUGGUGCUGCAGGCUCUCUUGCAGCAUCAACUGAAGUUGCACAGCUCGGCCAAAGAUGCAGUGUCGGAGUUGAUGGAGAUCGUGGUUUGUGCAUUGGGCCCUUCACAGGGAUCCUUGUUUCGGCUCUUCCUCCUGCUGGAGAGCCGCGAGCAAGGUCUAUCAUCCUUGUGGCAUUCGAUGGUCACUGCCAUGACCAACAAGGUCUUGACCCUCGACACCUCCAAGACCGAGCGCCGCCAGAGCACGGGUACCGUGAAGACCAGCGAGGUGGCCUUAAGCGCAUCUGGUGAUGGAGGCAGCUCAGAAGAAGACGAAAAGAGCAGUGAUGACACUGACGAUGAAGACGAAGACAGCGACAGCGAUAGUGACAGCGACACUGACAGCGAGAAUCAAGCAGGGGAAGAGGACGGGCAAGGAGAGGAUGGUCAGGGCGAGGAGGAUGAGGUGGACGACUUCAUGGAGGACGAUCUGUUGGAAGUGGUGCCCGCGGCGAAGAUCCUCAGCAUUGCCAUGAUGCGACGGAUCAAAGAGAUGUGGAAUGCCGUCAAGGCCACAGUGCCUAUGGUACAUCCCAAACGAACCGCCAAGCAGCAGCUCGCGCGACUCCCCAGCAAGACACCCUUGCUGGUGCCCUUCGACGCCCUACCGCUUCUACAGUCGCUGGCGAAGAGCUUGUCGGUGAAAGUGCAGGAGAUUUCAUUGAUGGAACAGCUGCAAAGUGGCUUGGAUGGAUGGCUCUUCUAUGACUUGGCCGAGUGCAAGGACUUCCGAGAGCUGGAAGCCAUGCUCGUCUCGCACCUCGAGGGCACUCGUCGGAAGAAGACCGGCAGGCGCGGCGCAAAGGUCCAGGACCUCAUCGCGGGACAAGCGGUGGCCGUGGCGCUAUUUCGAGAAAUGUUGGAAGGACAGGAUCAGCCGUACAAGGAGCCAACACGAUGGAUCCUCUACUGUUCAGCGGAAACGGUGGAAAUCCCCAAGAGCAUCCUGCGUUUUUGCUUCUGCAUUCAGAACGUGAUGACCUUCUUCGGCAUCGGGGAGAAUAUCGACCUGGCGCAUCUUCCCAGUAGCCUGGUUGAUGAUCUGGACCUGCAGGCGACGGCGCGCCAGGCCUUUGAGUUGGUCGGCCGCUGGGGCCUCGUCUCCUCACCGCUGCUCCGCGAAGCUUUAGGCUACAUCGCACAGCGGCAUCCCCUGCUUACGGUUUGCAGCUCCUUCACGGACGAGAAGCAAAGCAACCAUCUUCUCUCCAGCAUGGUUGUCAGCAUCAAGGCUGCAGGGCUACAGCACUUGUCCUUCCUCAACAGGGCAUCGUUGACGGACUGGGUGGAGGAGGAGUUGAUUAUGCACGCCUUGCCCUGGACGCAAGAGCGUUGGAUCGGCUCGGUGUUGCAGUCCUUCUCGCCCACCUUGACCUAUCGCAGCGACGGUGAAACCUACCGAGUACUGGGCGCUUUGUCCAUGAAGAUAUCGGAAUUCCUGCAGCUUUUGGCCAGCGCCUUACUGACCUUGGACUCGCCCUUCUGGCUACGGCUGGAGCUGAACCGUGCCAUCCGAGCUUUGCAAGAUGCGCGGCGCGAGUGCAUCGCCUGCCACGCGGCACUGGCCGGUGAUGCCUCCUGGACGUCGCAGCUCUAUGCCGUCUACAAAAGUGCUCAGCUGGGCAUGGCAUACUGGGCGAACCGGCCACUGGCCUCGUGGCUGAACACGUGGUCGGAGCACACGAACUUCUUGGCAGAUUGGGAUCCGAAGAGCCCUCUGGACUCAAAGCCCUUUCGGUUGGCCUCAGUGAACGACAUCUCAACGGUUCUCUCCUCCUACUACCGCGAGGGCGGCCCUCACUACUUGUGGCUGGAGGAGGUUUCAGCACGCGAACGUGGAAGCUCGCCGGAUGCCGAGAGACAGACGAUUCAGCUCCUGGUUGAAGGGCUUCAACUUGUUGGUGCGGGCUGGGACGAUGGCCUUCUCGUGCAUGGCGGCCACUAUGAGGGUGAGCUGCCACCGGUAGUGAUCCGCCUGUGUCCAGGCCGAGCGCCCACCAGCGAGGCCGACGCCUGGUACCUGUGCCCGGUGGUCGUGGCCUCGCAAGACGCCUUCGGCGCAGAUCUGUUGGCGCGGCCCGUGGCCCAUGUCUACGUGAGGACCUCAAGCAACGCAGCGCUGUGUGCUCUUCAUGGCGUACGCUUGGUGUGCUUCGCAUGAGCCUGGACGAGGUUGCACAGACCUCCAAGAUGAAGCAGCUUUGCUCAGAGAACUAGACGCAAAUUUGGCGGCCAACAGUGUUGUUUUUUGUGUGAUGAUCGGAGUAGAUGUGGAUGGAUUCCCAACUAUGCUUUGUGGUAUGUUUUUCAACACUAUAUAUAGUGAUGCUGCCUUGACAUCCGCACGUAUGCAAGUACUGUCUUAGACCAAGAGCAGACACGUCUUAGCAGGGAAGCAUGGUCUUCACCUGCCCGAGCCACAGCGGUUUUCAGUGCCAACAUGGAGAAACUCCGAUGUGAAAAUUGCAUGAAAUGGUGGCGGUCAGGGCCUUGGAAGGAAGGCAGCCCAAACCUACGUUUUGAG
Messenger RNA from Durusdinium trenchii, 14277 nucleotides. Lineage: Eukaryota; Dinophyceae; Suessiales; Symbiodiniaceae. The record is from the annotation of a GenBank genome assembly.